AAAAGGAGGACAAUUCAGUACUUGAAGAAGUUGCAGAUCUACAAUUGUCUCCCCUUGCAGCAUCUAAGAUCUGAAUCUACACGAAUAGGGUUACUGCUUUCUUUGAUUGAUGAGAUUUCAGCUUGCUUUUUCUUCAAUCUGUUUGGUUCCCGAGAAAAUGUGUGCAUGAUUCGGUAGAGUUUUGGGACAUUGCAUUGGUUGAACAGGAUGGCGGAUGUUACUACAAACAAAGUGGAGACAACUGAGGCCCCUAAAAAUGUAUUUGAUUUGGGAGCAUUUGUUGGGGACUUGACUUUUGAGGAGGAUGCCAGCAGUGAUGAUGUAUCAUUGGAUGGGCUUCAGCAAGAAUUGGAAGAGUGCAAAAAUGAUGAUGUAGUUGUAAAUAUUUUGUCUAAAGGUACGAAACUAAGGGAGCACACAAAGGGGGUAGAGAGCAACCUACGUCAAGUUGAAUUGGAUUCAAUUCAGGAGUAUAUAAAAGAAAGUGAUAAUCUAGUCUCUCUUCAUGAUCAAAUCCAUGAAUGUGAUAGCAUUUUGUCACAGAUGGAGACCCUUCUCAGUGGAUUUCAGGCUGAGAUUGGUUCUAUAAGUUCAGACAUAAAAAUUCUCCAAGAAAAAUCAAUGGACAUGGGUCUGAAACUCAAGAAUCGCAAGGUAGCGGAAUCAAAGCUGGCAAGAUUUGUUGAAGAUAUUAUAGUCCCUCCAAGAAUGGUUGACAUAAUUGUUGAUGGGGAGGUCAAUGAUGAAUAUAUGAGAACUCUUGAGAUUCUGAGCAAGAAGCUGAAGUUUGUUGAAGUGGAUCCUACGGUGAAAGCUUCAAAAGCUCUAAAAGAUGUUCAACCUGAGCUUGAAAAGCUUAGGCAAAAAGUGGUUUCUAAGGUGUUUGAUUUCAUUGUUCAAAAGCUUUAUGCACUGAGGAAACCAAAAACCAACAUCCAGAUCCUUCAACAAAAUGUGCUUCUAAAAUACAAGUAUGUAAUUUCAUUCUUAAAAGAACAUAGCAAGGAGGUCUAUGGUGAAGUUCGUGCAGCAUACAUUGACACAAUGAAUAAGGUUCUAAGUGCACAUUUCCGUGCUUAUAUUCAAGCAUUGGAGAAAUUACAGUUAGAUAUAGCAACUUCUUAUGAUUUAAUUGGUGUGGAGACCAGGAGCACUAGUCUAUUUACAAGAGGAAGAGAACCACUGAAAAAUCGUUCUGCUGUUUUUGCCUUAGGGGAUAGAAUAAACAUAUUAAAGGAAAUUGAUCAGCCUGCACUAAUUCCACAUAUUGCUGAGGCCAGCUCCUUAAAGUAUCCUUAUGAGGUCCUCUUCAGGAGUCUGCAGAAGCUGCUAAUGGAUACAGCGACUUCCGAGUAUCUUUUCUGUGACGAGUUCUUUGGUGAAGAAUCCAUAUUUUAUGAAAUUUUUGCUGGUCCAUUUACUGUCAUUGAUGAGCACUUCAAUUCUGUACUUCCAAAUAGUUAUGAUGCUAUUGGCCUGAUGCUUAUGAUCCGCAUAACUCACCAGCACCAGCUUAUUAUGUCACGGAGGCGGAUUCCAUGCUUGGAUUCAUAUCUGGAUAAGGUUAAUAUAUCUCUGUGGCCUCGGUUUAAGAUGGUAUUUGACAUGCAUCUCAACAGUCUACGAAACGCAAAUCCAAAGCUGUUGUGGGAAGAUGAUAUCCAUCCUCAUUAUGCUAUGAGGCGCUAUGCUGAAUUUGCGGCUUCUCUUAUCCACCUUAAUUUUGAAUUUGGAGAUGGGCAGCUUGAGCUGAAUAUGGAACGACUGAGAAUGGCAGUUGAUGACCUGCUUAUGAAGCUGGCAAAAAUAUUUCCAAAACCAAAAUUACAAAUUGUGUUUCUUAUAAAUAACUAUGAUAUGACAAUUGCUGUGCUGAAGGAAGCUGGUUCAGAAGGUGGAAAAAUUCAACUGCACUUUGAGGAACUGCUAAAGAGCAAUACAGCAUUAUUUGUUGAAGAACUGCUGAUGGAGCAUUUUUCUGAUUUGAUCAAGUUUGUGAAAACAAGAGCCUCGGAUGACCCAAGUUCUAGCUCUGAGAGGCCAAUAUCCGUGGCUGAAGUUGAACCUCUUGUCAAGGAUUUUGCUAGCAGAUGGAAAGCUGCCAUAGAGCUGAUGCACAAAGAUGUCAUUACUUCUUUCAGCAACUUCUUGUGUGGAAUGGAGAUCUUGAGGGCUGCAUUGACCCAGCUGCUGCUUUAUUAUACCAGACUCUCGGAUUGCAUAAAGAAGAUUGUUGGUGGAUCUGCCCUAAACAAGGAUCUCGUGUCUAUAUCUUCAAUCAUGUAUGAAAUUAAAAAAUAUUCAAGGACAUUCUAGGGUAUAGUUUGUCUUCUUAGGAAGGAAAAUUUCGUAGAAGUUACUAAAUGUACUUAUAGAGUUCACCAUUGAACAUAGAUUGAGCUGAGCAUUCAAAUUGUCUUUGAUUCCAGUGUUUAUAAUUAUGUAAUGUUUGCCCUUAAUCAUUCCAACAAUUUUGAGAUUGUCCUGUCUUCACAAUAUUAGAUAUUUUUUAU
This is a messenger RNA of Rubroshorea leprosula, 2513 nucleotides long. The record is from the annotation of a GenBank genome assembly. NCBI's taxonomy places the organism in Eukaryota, Viridiplantae, Streptophyta, Magnoliopsida, Malvales, Dipterocarpaceae.